GGGGCGAGCCCGGCUGCCGCUCUCCUGCCCCCUGGAGGGCGCGAGCCCCGCGCGGGACGCUGAUGCUGGCGAGGCGGCAGCCUUGGUCUGACAGGCUGGAGGCAGAUUGGUCUCUAUUGAGAAUCCUGUGUUGCUCCAGAAUUUCAGGUCUGUGAACAGCUUGAACUCCUUCCACUGGAUCCAUUGCUGGGCUAGGUUUGUGUCUGCAAAAUCCAUGGCUCCAGGGAUUUUCACACUGAGUUCCAUGGCUCACACUGCCAGCUGCUGAACUGCAGAGAACGUCACAGCUCAGACAUUACCACCGUGUUCCAUUAGCAAAGAGUGAAGCUGAAUGCAGUGACUAUCACAUGAGUUCCACAAGGAUAAUGGAUACUAAAUUGCGAGAGGCUGAAGGAUGUGGUGAGGACAAUUCAGGAAAGAAAAAGUCAAAGUUCAAAUCUUUCAAAAAGUUCUUUGGGAAAAGGAAGAGGAAAGAAACCUUACCAUCUUCAGGAAGCAUCACUCUGAAACCAUGCCAGUCAGCUAGUGAUGUCACAGUCCCAGAGUCUAUGCACAUUGACUAUGAUUCUGAAGAUGAACAUGAGACCCACACGGGUAUUAUGGGAAGCAGAGCGUUAUCACAUGACAGCAUUUUCAUUCCUGAGCCUGUGCAAGAGCCUGAGAGGCCCGUCCGAGUGUUUUCUCAGGAAAACGUUUCUGAUCGGAUUAGAGCGUUGCAGUUAAAACUCCAACAUAGCAUGAAACUGAGGCCUCCUCCUCCAUUUGGCAUUCAUGCAAAGCGGAUAGAUGAUGCUGGAACUAGUUCUGAAGAUGAUGGGUUACCCAGGAGUCCUCCAGAAAUAUCUUUGCUACAUGAAAUUCUAAGUUCCAGCACAGCAACAAGGUUCUCUGACUCUCACAAGCACCCUAGCUCUUUGAGUUUAGCUGGAACAGGCAGUGAAGAAGAAGAACAGGUCACUUCAGGUCCUUCUUCUAGGCCCCGCUCUACAGAAGGCCAACUAUUCCCUAGGCAUGCAAGUGCUAAAACUAUAUCUCCCCGAACAUCUGACAGCAGCAUCUCGCCUGCAGCUGAUUUUGACACUCCGCCUGAAUUCUCCACUUGCUUAGAUAAUUCUGCUGCUAAACACAAGCUUUUAAUAAAACCACGGAACCAGAGAUCUAGUAAAAUGAGAAGACUUCCUUCGCGGACCCACUCAGAGUCUCUGAAUGACUUGAGCUGCACCCCAGAAGAAGAGGAGCACGAUGGAAGGGAGAUGCUGACAGACUUAACAUGUGAAGACUUCACCACCAGCCAUCAGAAAUUGACACACAGCACAGCUGUGACAAGUGAUGUGGCCUCCUGGCAGAGACCUGAAAUGCCUAAAGACUUUCCCCAUGGCUUGAGACACAGAGAUGAAAGGCCUCCCACACGGCAGUUCACUUCUGAGUCUGCCAUUGUACAGGAAGCCUUGUUACAUGAGAAUAAUCCUGACGGCUGCCAAACUACACUGGAAUUAACACAUUCUGCGUCAGAUUAUCCUUCUUCUUUAGAGCCUAAAGAAAACGUAAUCACCCUGUAUCUCCCUCUGGAUAGAGAAGCACAAAGGGAAAAAGAGCCCCCGGGAACACCGAGUGUGUCCACCAGGAACGUGUGUGAUGUGUCAGUUAAUACUUUAAAUCAAGAAAAUAAACAGUUUCUUAAUGGGUCUUCAGUGAACAACCUGCUGUCUGAAGAGUAUACUUCAACCAAUACUGGCAGUUUUUCUUGUUUGGGAGGGCCAGAAAAAAAUGUACAGAAGGAUGGUCAGAUACCCAUGGAAACUUCCUGUAAUAAGGAAACAAAGGAGUCUGCUGCAUUGCCAGCUUCCAGCAAGCAGUUACCUGAAGGGUCUUCUCAGUUCACAGACUCACCCUGUGUUUCCUCUGAUAUCCCACAGCCUGCUUUGUCAUCGCAGCUGGGGUCAUCUGAUUCCUGGUCUCUGGAGCAAACUACGCCCAAUCAAGAACUAGCUGCAUCUGACAAGGAAAACAAUCAGUUCCUGGGACACAGGGAGGCAAUUCUGGGGAAAAAAACAGAGAAAGCUGCCAAUGAACUCAGCACCUUGAGAAAAUUUUCAGUGUCACCAGCACGGGAGAGACCAAGGGCUGGCAGCCUCCACCUGAAAGAAAACUCAGAAUGUGAAAGUCCAUUAAAUGCCAAAUUACCCCUGUCAAAAACCAAACUCGCCUCAAGAAAUGAGAGGUUGAAAGAGGAUGUGCAGGUGGGCUUGGAUCUACAGGAGGAAAAAAAUAGCAUUAAAAAGCAGGUGUCGCUGGCAGAUUCUGACUCUGAGGUCACGGGCAAAGCAGCAGACAAAAUGGUGGCUGGCUGUGUUUCUCAGGCCAUUGAUGCAAUUCCAGUGGUAUCCCAGUGCCAACCAGGCAGUGAAGAUAAAAGUCCUUUUCAAGUAAAACUUAGAUCCACUUCACUGUCUUUGAAAUACAGAGACAGCUCUUCACCAGAAUCAAAGGGGUUUAAAAGAUACAGUGCAGAGAUUAAUUUAGAAAAUCAGGGAUUGGCAUCACUUCUAAAAGGUGAAAAGGCACAGAUCAAAAAGACAGCUGAUGUAAAUAUCAAUGGCUCUGUGAAUGACAACAUAAAAUCUAAAACACAGUCCUCUGAACAGCUUAACACAAAACCUCCAUUGCCUAGAAAGCCUGUUUUGCAAAAUGUAAGUAAUGCCAACAGUAAUGUGGAAAAGCAGGAAGUCACGAAAUCUCCUGAAUCCAGAAGUAAAGACAGAGACUUGGAGAAAAAAUCAUAUCCUUCAAAAGUGCCUGAGAAGACUGUGCCUUCCCCAGUGAUUACAGCAGACUCUGCAGGAGGAACUGACAGCCAGUCAAAGCCAGCCUGGAUUACUAUAGUAAGACAGAAGCAGAGGGACAAGCAACAGGAGCCGAACCCUACUAAAGAAGAGAAACUUGUGGCUCAAGAUGUUAAGUCAGACACAGAAAAACAAAAUAAGGAGAAGGAAAGAAUGGAGGGGUCAAUGAAGCAACAAGCAGACUUCAUCAGGAGCAAACCUUCAGAUUUAGCACCUAAAACGUCUUCUGAAGAACAGAGGAAUGAGACAAAGUCUGACGUGAACGAGCCACUGCCAAGAGCCAAUUCGCUGUCGCAUCAUGUCCCUGCUCAAUCCUCAGUGCUGAUAGAGAAAGAAGAAAUGAACCAGUUUAAGAAAGUCAGUCAUUCUGCUCCAGAUCAGCCAUCGUGGAUGGAACUUGCCAAAAAGAAAUCCCAAGCUUGGAGUGAUAUGCCACAGAUUAUAAAAUAGGGUGAUACAUCUCAGACCAAUAGUAUAUGUUAUUUAGGAUAAUUGAGUAGUCCACGUAAUUGAACUUCUAAAGAUUAGUUAAUCACAAUGAAGAAUCUAUGGUACAUCAGAAGGGUUUUGUUAUAAAGCUUUGAAAAAACAGUGCAAUAAGUGCUGUCAACAAGUUUACCUUAAACCUUCUGUAGCAAUCAGGAUGGUACUAGAAAUGGUUUAAAAACAAUCUACUUUAAGGACAUACACACCAACUUAGAAAAACAUUCUGCCUAUAUACAUUGUGUAUCCCCCCCCCAAAUUAAAAUUGCAAAAAAAAAGUAUCUUUGUUAAAUCUUGUUGAACUUUUUGUUGCAAACAUUGUUACACUGCUGAUUAUCGAUUUGUGUAUUGUCCACUAUCAGAUCAUGAUAAUAUAAAUCUCUUUUACUGGCGUUAUCUGACAGACAUUCUUUAAAGAUGUUUGGGCCAAUAAUGUAUUCAUGACUUGUUUUUAUUGAGCACUUUAUCAGAUAUUCAGAAUUUGCUGUUUGAACUGUGCGAUUGGUUAGCUGAGUCACAUGGUAUGGUUUCUGUUUUUCUAUUUGAUUCCUGAGGCAUAAACAAACUUGUUUGUGCGUGAAAAUGAAUAAAAAUUCCUCCUGAAAUACUUGCCUGAACAAAACUGGCUGCACAAAUGGGCACAGAAAAGCAAGCAAAGAGGAAACAAAUGUGUUUGGAUUGAAUUGGAAUCUCAUGUAUGUAUUCAUGAAUGCUCUUCUCCAGAAUUCGCCCAGAUGCGGGUGUUCUGUUUUUUAUGGGAAUUCAUCAUAUUGGUUUGUGGCACCAUAUUUAGUGGCAAUGGAUAUGCUUAUGAUAUCAAAGAUGAAGAUUAUGAAUUCAGAUAAAGAUUAACGAGCUAACGUAUGGGACUUGUUGAGCCCAAACUCAAAUGUUACAAAACCAGGAACUGAACAGGUAAGAUGCUUCUUCAAACACAAUACAACCUCACAGCCUUAACUCUGCCCUCAUCUGAAUGGCAAAAGGGACUGGGAAUAGCACAGUAUGUUAACAAGCUGUAACAAUAUUAUUUUCAUUGUGCCCACUGCAACUCCAAAUCAGGAUCCCUGUUUAUGCAGUUUCAUGGGCACCUCUGCUGGUUGUGUAGCAACACUGACAUGGGGAAGUAGUUGCAGCUGGUCGAUAGAGAUCACGCUGACCUUAUUGUACUUCCUCUCGUCCUGCUGCACAAGCACAAAGAAACUAACAAUCCAUUCGGAAAUGUCCUAAAAUUAGUAUCCUGCUGUUACGGGAAACAGUCUCUCCUCCCACAAAAACACUAGAGCAGCAGUUCUCAGACUGUGGGUCGGGACCCCAAAGUGAGUCGGGACCCCAUUUUAAUGGGGUCACCAGAGCUGAAGCCCAAGCCCAACAGCCCAGGGUUGAAGCCUGAGGGCUUCAGCCCUGGGUGGUGGGCUCAGGUUACAGGCCCCCUGCCUGGCACUGAAGCCCUUGGGCUUGGGCCCUCCACACCCAGGACAGUGGGGUUUUC
Molecule: messenger RNA, 4815 nt
Organism: Mauremys reevesii (Reeves's turtle)
Lineage: Eukaryota; Metazoa; Chordata; Testudines; Geoemydidae
Gene: CRACDL
Product: CRACD like
Exons: 12
Coding region: 348-3293 (981 amino acids)
Source: RefSeq, a predicted model, not a curated record